AGUGUGUACUUUAUGAGGAAUAAACAUGUAAAAGGGGAGGAGAGGGAAGGAGAAGGAAAAUAAUCCUAAAGGACGAUAAACGGUAUUGGCAUUCACGCCUUGAUAAGUCGGUCGAUAUUACGUUGGAUUAGACAGGAUUAUCUGAACAUAUAGCAGUUUAUAUGUGAUAUAGAUAUGUGAUAUGACUUUUGAAAAAUGAUAUAUAUUUUAUGAUAUGAUACUGUAAAACGUGAACAUGUCAGCCAUGAUUGCGGAUCCUCAUCCAUUUGGCGGCACACCACUUGCUAUGUUAGCGGCUCAAUGUAAUAAAAUUUCGGCUAAAACUCAAGCUCCUUUAUCCAACAACGAUAUGACGAAAGGAUUUCAUCCGUGGAAGAAGCCAAUUACAGCAAUGGACGCUCCAAGUCCGUUGUCUUUCACUUCACAAAGGAUGGCCGGUUUUAAUUCGUCGAUGUCAAUGACGUCAUCAGGUUUUAACUAUGCGCGCGCAAAUCCUUUGCAAAGUUGUUCCGGUGCAUACGGAAGUGAACUAUUUUACCCGUCGUCAACCGGAAGUUACACUCAUUCUCAAACGGAAAGCUGCCAAGCAGCGCUGUCUCAAAAGAUGUAUAAUGACACAGGGUUUUCUAACUCAAACUUAGGUAAUAUGUAUUCUAGAGUAGCAAAUGCUCCAAUAUAUGACUCCUGGUCUUCAUACAUGCCUAGUGCAAAUACCCAUGGAUUAAAAUCUGAUUUGACUUCUUCUAUGAAUUCGCCAGCAUCGUGGUGGGAUAUGCAUUCAAACCCAUCCAACUGGCUGUCGGACAUAACUGGGUCAUCAAAUAGCAUCCAUUCUCAGAUUUCCACGAAUUAUCCCAAUUCGGACUCUUUAAAUGCAUUUGGACAUGCUUUAGGUUCGAAUAGUUCCACUUUUCCCCAUUUGCUCCAGGAUUCAUAUAAAUCCAUUAUGCCGCCAAAUAGUGACUUGACUGCUUCUGCUGUAAAUCCAUUCGCACUAUCUCGGACUGCAGCAAUGACGUCAUUGAACCCAUCUCGGUCACAGAGACGUUAUACGGGAAGAGCAACAUGUGAUUGUCCAAACUGUCAGGAGGCCGAACGUCUUGGUCCUGCAGGCGCUCAUUUAAGAAAGAAGAAUCUGCAUAAUUGUCAUAUACCCGGAUGUGGAAAGGUUUACGGGAAAACGUCACAUCUGAAAGCUCACUUGCGGUGGCAUACUGGGGAGCGGCCAUUUGUUUGCAAUUGGUUAUUUUGUGGGAAACGCUUCACGCGAUCAGACGAACUACAACGUCAUCUAAGAACGCAUACUGGUGAAAAAAGAUUUGCAUGUCCUACUUGCAAUAAGCGAUUCAUGCGCAGUGACCAUCUUAGUAAGCACGUGAAAACACAUAAUAAUGACAACAAAAAGUCGGCUAGUGGGAGUGACUCUGAAAAUAGUCAAGAUACGAAUGCAAAUUCUCCAGUUAAAAAUGGCUGCCAACAAAGUUCUCCCUUGAAAACUAAAAGUUAAUUAGAGGAACUACUUUUUUAUAUUUAUUAUCUUUGAUAAAUUAUAUCUUAAAGUGCCUAGAAGAACCAAGUUCUUAUUGUCAUACGUGUUUUAUAAUCAACAAUAAUAUAACUGAACGUUUUUCUCGUGAAUUCGCGUGAUUUCAUAGUCAGUAGACGCUUGAAGACAGGGAAGUGUCCAGUUAACUGAAAAAUAUAUAGCAAUAAAUGUUGAGAAAUUUCAAGACCUGUUAUGUGUGUUCUAAAAGAGAGAAAUAAAAAAUGUGUUCUCAUUUGAUUUGUAAAACUAUGAAAGGGUACACGCCAUUACAAAAUGAUACAGUGUUAAUAAAAAUAAUAUAUACUCGUCAUUAUUCAGGAAAAGUAGAUAAUGUGACAUUGUUGGUGCUUUUUUAAUGAAAUUAUCCGUCCAGAGUUUAAACUCAAGAUGCCACAUGUAACCUCAUGAUUUACAUUCAAAUUAAUAAGAGUAUAGUAAAUAAAAGAAUCUUUAGAAAAGAAAGGACUGAAAAUGUCAUAAGUGUGUGUUAUUAUGCUAAAACUUAAAAUUGUCAUGAGUUUUCGCGACUCAAAAUAUGUAAUACUGCAAGUUAGAAAUAUCUCUCAAUUUUAUGUAAUUUUUGUUCUGGAUUAUAAAAAACUAUGUUUCUGAAUAUCAUAGUUUAGAUAAUUUAAUGUGAAUAAAAAUCACAAAAGUUUUCUUCAUUUUUUCUUUAUAUUGCAAUACUGUACUGUCACACUGUGAAUUUAAAUUGUUAAAAUAAAUGUUUUUAAAAAGGCAGUUUGUCGUUUUAAGAUUUAAUUGUUCGAAAUAUUAUAUAUGUAUAUAGAAUAAGAAUGAAGAAGAAUGCUGACACAUUAAGCUUUUUUGAUGAUAAUGAGUAAAUGUAUUUUUGUUAAUGAAAUGAAUUAUUGUAAAAAGAAUGGAUAUUUUACUUAGUUUUGCAGUGCAUAAUUUCUUGUAAGCAGCACCUCAUCAUAUAAAACAUACAUAUAUUAAGAUUAUAAGAUUAUCACAUUUAGGUUAUAUUUAAGUGCUCUUUAUAAAACUAAAAAAUAAAUAAAUAAAUAAAAUAUGUUCCUACUUGCACAAUGCAAUUUUUCCUUACGUCCAGAUUUUUGCUCGACUUUUCUCACUAUCCAUUGGCGAUAUUCAUCUUAAACCUCAGAUUUGUGUUCAUUGUUGUAAUGGUGGGACACCAACAAAGGCCCGUAACUCUUACAUGGACAUUAACUUAAUCCUACCUCUUUGUGAAAAUUCUUGUACAACUUUGUUUUUCUCCACAAUCU
This is a messenger RNA of Ruditapes philippinarum (Manila clam), 2796 nucleotides long. RefSeq names its product transcription factor Sp9-like. Gene Ontology annotation, molecular function: RNA polymerase II cis-regulatory region sequence-specific DNA binding; DNA-binding transcription factor activity, RNA polymerase II-specific. The coding region runs from base 236 to 1507 and encodes 423 amino acids. The record is from RefSeq and is a predicted model, not a curated record. The transcript has 3 exons. NCBI's taxonomy places the organism in Eukaryota, Metazoa, Mollusca, Bivalvia, Venerida, Veneridae. Gene Ontology annotation, biological process: regulation of transcription by RNA polymerase II.